UCGAAUAAAAUUGAGGACGAAACAGAAAAAGAAAAAUGGCGGCGGCCAUGGAAUGCAAAGCAAACUAAUUUCGUCCGGAGUCCACUCCAUAUUUACAAUCCAGUUUCACUGAUUCUACAUUAAUUUAUGUUACUGAUAUCAUGAAUUACAGGUUAACAGAUGAAAACUGGUUGCCAUAGUAACAGAAAGAAAUGAGCAACAAGGAUCAAUCACCAUCUGUCGGUGGGACUGGGAAGACUGGGUCAGGACAACACUGGUUCAUCUCGGAAAUACAGCAGAUGAUGCAUGCACUUGGUGAUUGCAGACGUCCAUUACAGGAGUCGGCUAUAAUGGUGGAGGAAAUUACUCAGCAGCAAAUGACAACUCUGCUGUAUAGAGCAUCAGACGUAGCCACAAUGAGGGGGGCUAAACUUAUUGGAGUAGAAGAUAUACUCUUCCUAAUGAAGAAGGACAAGGUGAAGUUGCGUCGACUAUUACGUUACAUGGAUAUGAAAGACACGAAGGCUGCUAUACACAGAAGUGCUAGUGUUGAUGAUGAAGAAAAUUCAGAGACUGCUGAUGCAAAGCCACAUCAAUCUGGAAAGAGGAGAAAAGUUUGUUAUGAAUUCUUGUCUUCAAUAGAUCAAACAGGAGAGCUUCUUGAUUUAUUUGAGGAUGAGGCAAAAGAUGAUGUAAAAUAUGAAAGAUUACUGAGGGCAGAUUUAACAUCUAGAUGCUUGGACCCAAAACAAUACUUAGAAUUUUGUGAGGCGAGGCAGAGCAGUUUUGCCAGGAAGCAUAAAUCACAGAGGUUUAAAGACUGGCUGUUAACAAGUAUCAACCUGGAUGUCAAACCCAACCUACAUGCUGUAGAACUGAUUGCUUAUCUAGCAUAUGAAACUGUGGCACAGAUUGUUGAUCUUGCCUUACUGGUCAAACAGGACAUGUUAGCUGACACAGUUGAUCCUGUGACUCGGACUUUACCUAGUAUCAGUCAUAAUCUAAACCAGACAUCAGCUAUGAUAGCUGUAAUGGGGCAGUCACAAACUAACCCGAACCUGACAUCACCAACUGCUAGUCCUCCUGGCACACCUAUGAGUCAGUCAGCAAGUUCUACAGGAGGUACCCAGGCAACAGGGUCUGGUGGAAAGUCAAAACCUAAGAAGAAAAAGAAAGCUAAUUUACCCCACUCACUGGAGUCAUCUGUAGUGAAAGCCAUACAACCGUCUGAUAUACAGGAGUCUAUGAGAAGAUAUACAGCCUUCGUUGGACCUUUUGCCUCUCAACUUAAGUUCAAUUCCCAGUUGUCACCAAAAUUGAUCACAUUAAGUUGCUAGCAGGUACCAGUAGUUUCUUGAGAGCUGGACUCCGAGUGUUGCAGAAUGAAUUCUAUACUAUAAUGAAUUGUGUAUGCAGUUAUAGUCGAUCUGUAUGGAAUUGUAAGCAGUGAAUGUUAGAAUCAGUUUGAGUAUAGUAUCUUCAUCAAAGUAUUCGCAGGACGAAGUUGAUGGAAACACUACAUUUAGCAUUACAUUGUUUAUAGGUGGUUGCAUUUAAAUGCUAGUAUGUGUCAUUUACAGAACUGUAAGAAGAGACGUUAUAUUCAGUGCAGAGAAACUAUGACAGUGACAAACACUUAUAAAAUGAUAAAGUGUUUAGGCAGAAGACGGAGAAAUUAGGGAUUUAUGCUCAUUGGAGAUCAGAAAACUUUAGGACUGCUAUCAGUGCUGUAGGCUUCAUUUUCAGAAGAGUUAUGAACUACUAAUAUUCAUUUCCCUGUAUUUAACAAUUCAUCUGUUUUGCUGAAAAUGUGAACAGCUCUUUUUAUUACGAGUUACAUGUAUACAAAUUUUAGUAAAACUCUGUUUUGAUUUUACAAAAAUUAACCAUUAAGAAAUGUAUGGAUUUUUAGUUAAAUUGAUCUGUGGAAUAUCUUGCUAAAAGUGCAAUAUGUAUUUUUGUUUAUUUUGCAAAAGUAUAAGCAUUCAAAAAGAAUAUUCAAUAUCUGAGAACAUAAAAGGCAGCAUUAGGGAUGUCAGUCAUACAAAGAAGUGGUUUAGCCUUGGAAACUGGUAUGUGAAGAAAGUGUCACGGGUUCAAGACGUUAUCUUUUUUAUUUGCAAUCAUUAAAAAUGGAAGUUGGUUAGACUUUUACAUAGUGAAUUUUUUAUCUUAUAUUUUACAAUACAGUGUUAUUCAAACUCAAAUAAGCUACUACAUUGUACUGUUGAACAGAUUAUGUAAAUAGCAAAGUUUGUUUUGGGUUUUUCAACAGUAUUUCAGUUAUGUAAUGGCUGAAUGCACCUAAUGCCAUUUUCUUUUAAAUGUGUGUUUCAUGGAGACCAGUCUUUUUAUGUCAAGGAUUUCUAUCUACAGUUUGACAGAUUUAUGACUAAGAAUAUUGAAAAUUUAAAUUUGGACAUUUUCUUUAUUGUACCAGGCUUGAGCACCAACCAGUCCGUCGGGCAAUCUGCAGAUGUAUAACACAAAAUGGUAUAAAAAGCUAGAAAAUGAAUAUAUUGUUGUCCAUCAGUGUCAUUAAAUGACCAUGAAAUACACAGGAAUUUCAGCACUGUUUUAUCAUGUUGAUGUCAUUUCUUAUUGAAUUACCUGUUAUGGGGCCGUUAUAUGUUUGGAUGGGGGAAGGAGCUUGCAAUUCUUGUUAUAGACACAGUCUUUUUGUAUGUUAACAAUUUUGUACAUGUUUCCUAUAUAUCAUAAAUUACUUUAUGAGCAUUUAUUUAUUUGACUGAAAUUUAAUGCAAAUUUUGAUUCCACAUCUCAUUUUUUUUUUCGAUGUAAAUGAGAUGUGAAACCAAAAUUUGUAGUCCUGUUUGGCACCAUAUAACCUAUACUGUGUUGGUGCGCCGUAAAACUCAUAUAAAUAAAUAAAUAAAUUGACUGAAA
Messenger RNA from Mercenaria mercenaria, 2886 nucleotides. Its product is annotated as transcription initiation protein SPT3 homolog. The transcript is spliced from 13 exons. Bases 192 to 1316 code for a protein of 374 amino acids. Gene Ontology annotation, biological process: transcription by RNA polymerase II. The record is from RefSeq and is a predicted model, not a curated record. Lineage: Eukaryota; Metazoa; Mollusca; Bivalvia; Venerida; Veneridae. Gene Ontology annotation, molecular function: protein heterodimerization activity; transcription coactivator activity.